Molecule: messenger RNA, 2497 nt
Organism: Gadus chalcogrammus (walleye pollock)
Lineage: Eukaryota; Metazoa; Chordata; Actinopteri; Gadiformes; Gadidae
Product: radixin
Exons: 15
Coding region: 413-2188 (591 amino acids)
Biological process (GO): regulation of cell shape; positive regulation of protein localization to early endosome; regulation of organelle assembly
Cellular component (GO): cytoskeleton; adherens junction; plasma membrane
Molecular function (GO): cell adhesion molecule binding; actin binding
Source: RefSeq, a predicted model, not a curated record
CGAGCUCAAACGUGGCCUGAUCUACGUUCGGGAGCAGGGGGGAGCCACCAGCUCAUCUCAGCGUACCCCUGCUCUCUGAAAUGAACCACGCCUGACUUCCCACCACCACCACUACCACCAGCAGCAGCUCAACGACAGCCAUAUUGUAUGUCUUCGCAAAUCGCCUUACGGUAGAUCUGACUUCCAUGGUUUCCCCCCCCUUAACCCCGUGUCCGUGAAACCUUUUCCUGGGGAAACCCCGACGAGAUAAGGACCCACCGAACCGGAUCGUGUUCUCCUCGUCUACUGGAAAACGAACCGGAGGAUCUUGCAGGUUUUUUUUCUGGGUUAAGCCAUAUAAAGCACACGCUUCCCCGCGGUCUUGUGAAAACAGUGUCCAAGCUCAGUCGUCCGCCACACCAGAGGGGGCACCAUGCCGAAACCGAUCAAUGUGCGCGUCACCACCAUGGACGCGGAGCUGGAGUUCGCCAUUCAGCCCAGUACCACGGGGAAGCAGCUCUUUGACCAGGUGGUGAAGACAGUGGGCCUGAGGGAGGUGUGGUUCUUCGGCCUCCAGUACACCGACAGCAAGGGCUACAGCACCUGGCUGAAGCUCAACAAGAAGGUCACCGCGCAGGACGUGAAGAAGGAGAACCCGCUGCAGUUCAAGUUCCGGGCCAAGUUCUUCCCCGAGGACGUCUCGGAGGAACUCAUCCAGGAGAUCACACAGAGACUGUUCUUCCUGCAGGUGAAGGAGGCCAUCCUGAACGAUGAGAACUACUGCCCCCCCGAGACGGCGGUGCUGCUGGCCUCCUACUCGGUCCAGGCCAAGUACGGCGACUACAGCAAGGAGGGGCACAAGCCGGGCUACCUCACCCACGACCGCCUGCUGCCCCAGAGGGUUCUGGAGCAGCACAAGCUGACCAAGGAGCAGUGGGAGGACCGGAUACAGACCUGGCACGAGGAACACAGAGGAAUGCUCAGGGAGGACUCCAUGAUGGAGUACCUGAAGAUCACCCAGGACCUGGAGAUGUACGGCGUCAACUACUUUGAGAUCAAGAACAAGAAGGGCACGGAGCUGUGGCUGGGCGUGGACGCGCUGGGCCUCAACAUCUACGAGCACGACGACAAGUUGACGCCAAAAAUCGGCUUCCCCUGGAGCGAGAUCAGAAACAUCUCCUUCAACGACAAGAAGUUCGUCAUCAAGCCCAUCGACAAGAAGGCCCCGGACUUUGUGUUCUACGCGCCGCGGCUGCGCAUCAACAAGCGUAUCCUGGCUCUGUGCAUGGGCAACCACGAGCUGUACAUGCGGCGCCGGAAGCCCGACACCAUCGAGGUGCAGCAGAUGAAGGCGCAGGCCCGCGACGAGAAGCAGCAGAAGCAGAUGGAGAGGGCCCAGCUGGAGAACGAGAAGAAGAAGCGGGAGCACGCGGAGAAGGAGAAGGACCGGAUAGAGCGGGAGAAGGACGAGCUGCUGGAGAGGCUGCGGACCAUCGAGGAGCAGACCCUCCGGGCCCAGAGAGAGCUGGAGGAGCAGACGCGCCGCGCCCUGGAGCUGGAGGCGGAGAGGAAGCGGGCGCGGGAGGAGGCGGAGCGGCUGGAGAGGGAGCGGCAGGCGGCCGAGGAGGCCAAGGCCGAGCUGGCCCAGCAGGCCGCCGACCAGAUGAAGAACCAGGAGCAGCUGGCGGCUGAACUGGGGGAGUUCACGGCUAAGAUCGCCCUCCUGGAGGAGGCCAAGAAGAGGAAGGAGGAGGAGGCCAACGAAUGGCAGCACAAGGCCAUGUCGGCCCAGGAGGACCUGGAGCGGACCAAGGAGGAGCUGAAGACGGCGGUCACGCCCCUGGCCACGCUGCCGGCGGGCGGCGGCGGCGGUGGCGGCGGCGGGUGCGGGCCCGACGAGGGGGAGCACUCGGAGCAGGACGACGAGCAGGCGGAGGCCAGCGCCGAGCUGUCCAACGAGGGCGUGAGCCAGCUGGAGCUGAGGAGCGAGGAGCAGCGGGUCACCGAGGCCCAGAAGAACGAGCGCGUCAAGCAGCAGCUGCAGACGCUGACCUCUGAGCUGGCGGACGCUCGCGACGACACCAAGAAGACGGUGAACGACGUGCUGCACGCCGAGAACGUCAAGGCCGGACGCGACAAGUACAAGACGCUGCGGCAGAUCCGCUCGGGGAACACCAAGCAGCGCAUCGACGAGUUUGAGUCCAUGUGAGGGGGGCGUGGCACCCAUCCGCUCCUCCCCCGUUCCCCUCCCACAACACACCCUCCCCCCCCCCCCCCUGCAUUUACCUGCAGCCAAUCGCUUUCCACGGACCCCGCAGACUCACAAUAAAACGAACGAACAAAAACAAAAAACGAACAAGGAACUAUUUUCCACCGGGACGGAAUUCGUAAGGGCGCGGUCCGGAGGGCCCUGAGCUCGUCUUUGCCAAAGUUUUGCCCUCCUCUUCGUCCACCUCCUCGCACGGCGCUAAUGUUUUCAAAGCUAACUUUUCUUAAAGCCUCCCAAGACGUCUCCCAC